GCCACUCAGCAGCACCCAACCCCCACCAUCGCACGGAAGCAAUCGUCGGAGAACCAAAGAAGAAGAAGAAGAAGAGUAAGGGAGGCCGGAGAGAGAGAGAGCGACGCCUUGAUUUGGGUCUUUGAUUGAGAUGGAGGUCACCCUACCCCGCGAGGAGGAUAACAACGCACCACAGGCGGCCGCUGCAGGAGGAGACCGAGGAGAGAAGGACUUGCGCAUCGAUGUUGCUUCUGUUGAGACGGAGCGGUAGCCACCCACCUCCAUCUCUUUUCCAUCGCCCCACAUCCCCCUCCAAUCGAUCUAGGCGAAGCCUGCUUCUAGAUUCGUUGUUCGUCAUGUCCGCGACGGUGAUUAGCGGGGGAGAAGCUGUAGCCGCGGCGGCGGCGGUGGAGGUAGAGUUCGCGGCAUGCGAUUGCUGCGGGCUCACGGAGGAGUGCACGCCGGCGUACAUCGCGGGUGUCCGGGAGCAGUACGGGGGGCGGUGGAUCUGCGGCCUCUGCGCCGAGGCCGUCCAGGACGAGAUCCGCCGCUCCGAGCUGCUGAUCUCGCCGGAGGAGGCCAUGGUCCGCCAUGCCAGCUUCUGCCGUAGCUUCCGCUCGGCCGACGCCGCGGCGGUGGAUCCAGCGGAGCAGCUGAUUGCCGCCGUCAGGCAGCUCCUCCGUCGGACCCUCGACUCGCCGCGGGCGGCUCGGUCGACCCCGAGCAGCCCCCGAACCGCGGUGACCCGGACCCGGAGCGGCUUCCCUGCGCUGCUAGGGUGAGAACUAUAAGAAUCCGAUCACGCCCAAUUUCCAGUUUCCAUGGAACAAAUCGAUGCUUCAGUCACCAAGAUUGUAAGAAUCGUUCAACGUUAGGCUAUAAAAUUUGCGGAAUUUUGGAAAGACUACAUGUCAUUGGAGUGAAAAACAAUAAUAGAAAAUGGAAGAAUUCCAUUUGUCGAAAUUCUCAAAACAGAGGUUUAGGAGCAAUUUUCUAGUAAUUUGGCAACAAUGAAAUGGAAGGAUAUGAAGGGUUUGUUGUGGUCA
This is a messenger RNA of Musa acuminata AAA Group (dessert banana), 1025 nucleotides long. RefSeq lists its product as uncharacterized. The record is from RefSeq and is a predicted model, not a curated record. Bases 222 to 761 code for a protein of 179 amino acids. Lineage: Eukaryota; Viridiplantae; Streptophyta; Magnoliopsida; Zingiberales; Musaceae. The transcript is spliced from 2 exons.